AUGGGAGCCAAAAGUUCGAAGGCGAAAGUAAAGGUGGAACACCGGCGAAGAAAGUCGGCGACAAUAAGUGGCACGCCAAUGAGGCGUCGGCCAUCCGACCGGCUCGAGCAUGUGAAACCUGUCGGUGAUCUCCCGGUGACAGGAGGUGAUCAAAUUGUGCGGAGGUGCUUCACAUCGACCGCGGUAUUCGUCGUCCUAACGUUGUUAGGCAAAUUCGACGGAAGCGCGGCCGAGCGAUGGUCACGACAAGUCUCUAACAGCGAGUGGAUUCCCCUGGCUAAUCCGGGAACCGCGUCCGCUCAACUGCCGCGGGGCAAUGCGGAAAAUGGGCUUCUAUCUAGCAGCACGCAUAUACCGAAUCCAAUUCAAACCCUCGCGUUACCGCCCGCCCUUCAGCAACAGUAUCAAAACCAACUACUUCAGCUGCAGAAGACGCAAGAGAGCAUUCAAAAGCUUCUCUUGCUGCAGCAGCAACUUAAAGCUCAGCAACAACUUCUUCAGACUCAGACGUUACUGCCCGGCGAUUACAGUAGCGCCGAAGAUGAGAAACAAGCACUACCACCGAGUGCCGUAGGCAACUUGCAACCCGAAAUAGCGUCGGAAGCUCUGGUACCGCCGCAGCCACCCUCGGGAGCACUUCCGCCAGUGCGACCCCCUCAAAACUUCCUGUCCCAAAGACCGGGACAAGCCUAUCAGAAUCAGGAACUGACGAACUUGCCUGUUCAGGGUCAAGCUGUACUGCAACACGGCGGGAAUGUAGAAGACGUGCAAGAAAUACCGCACGCUUACGUAACGAAACAAGAAAGUCACAGACCCGACGGGAAACGUCUGAAAGGACAACCAAAUCCAGGAUUACCACAAUCCUCUCUGAUUGGAAGCGAUGAGGAGGAGGUUCAACUAGUAUAUGUCCCGGCGGAAACAUUGGCGCAAAGAGGUCAACCGAAAAGAAUUCGCGGAAGGAAGCAAUAUCCCGUUCGCCCACAGCAUCAGCACCGAGAGAACCAAGGAAUUGACCAAACCUCUCUUCUGCCUGAACAAGAAGUCUUAACGCGGCAAGUGCUACAGCAAAUCCAGAAGGAACACGAAGAGAAGGCGCAAUUUCUAAAGGAGGAACGCAUGAGAGAAUUCCACAGAUUGAAUGAGGAGCAGAAAGCGCUAGAGCGGAAGACGCGAUUGCAACAAGAGGCUCUUCAGAGAGAACAAGAACUGUUGCGACAAAAGGAGGCUGAGAAGAAACGAAAAGAAUUGGAGAGGCUGGAGGAAAUGGCGAGGCAACGAGAGCUGGAUCGAAUUCGCGAGGCUAGAGAAAAACAGAGACAGGAAGAGCUCGAACGACGACGGCUUUCCGAACUUCGCGUCAAGGAGGAGAGACGUCGCGAGGAAGAAGCGAGACAACGCGAGGAGAUGCAGAAGGAGCUGGAACAACAGAGAAUCCUGGAAGGUCAACAGGAGAAUCAAUUACAGGCUACCAAUCCAAACAUCCAAAAUCCUCAGUCUCAAGCUCUGAUCCGCGAACAGGCGCGUCGCCAGCAGCUCUCGGACGGCACCAGGAUCAAAAAGAUUCGCGGCAGACAACGUCCACGGAUCAACCAGUACCAGGAACAGUCGACUUACCGCGAGGUCACUACCACGCCGUCGCCUAAUCAGCCGCCCCUCUCCGUUUACAUGGGCAGUUCCUCGUCCAGAUUGGAUGCCCCCGUCAGGGUUACCGAUGUCUUGAAGAUCUUAAAAAACGCAAAAACCAUCGCUGUUCUGGAUAACGUCAGUCCGAACAGUCCGCAGGUAUUCGUGGGCCCGUCAAACCUGGACCCUCCCUACGGUUACGCGAAGUUCGAUCUUCCCUACCUGUCGUCGCUCGACCACAACAGGGUGGAACGCAAAGUCGACAAAUUGCCUUUCUUCGUUGCACCGCUGAGCUUCAAUCCGCCCCCGGGUUACUCUAAAAUCCCAUUCCCGGCGCCGCAUAUCGGUUCCGUCGUUAUCAACAACCUGUCGGAAACAUCCUCGGAACCGGACACCCCAACGGACGAACAGAAUCCCAGCCCGACGCCAUUGAUCGAGCCAAACUCUUACAGCGACACUGAUCAAAGCGGAUCCAUCGCUACCACCGCGUCCUACGAUUCCUCAAGCACUCAAAACUUCUCCCCGGAAUCCAACAGCCAUAAAUACGAGCCCACUUACUCAACGCCAUCAAACUCGAAGUUCAGAUUCAGGCAGUAUUACGACAAUAAGCCGAGCACCGUGGUUGGCACGUCGUAUUACGACGAACAAUCGACCGCGAAGUCGAAGCCAAAACAUUACUACGAGCAAGAGAAAUUAACAACUCAGCCUCCGAAACUUGAAACGACAAUUAGCUAUAGACAGGAAGUGACCUAUUCUAGCACCCCGCAUUUCCAGGACAGAUCGGUAAGUCCGCGUGAUCCCUCCGCGAAGGAGCAGGAUCUGGCGGCUCAAUUGGCGCUCAUCAAUCAAGAACUUGUCCACCAACGGGAGCCCCAGAAAUAUAACACCGCCGAACACUAUCAUUCUCAGUCUAAUCUGGGUGAGUCGUACGACGUGAAUGACGUCAGAGCGCCAGUUGGCCCGGCACAAUACAAUUUACCAGCGGAAUUACCGCCGAUCUCCCCGCACUUGCCGGGCUUAAUAAAUUCCUUGUUGGAUAAGCAAGAGGUGAAUCCUCCUGUCGCUUCAACGCCACCGCCGGCAACGACCACGACCACGACCACGACACCAACGACGACAACGACUACACGUAUAAGCUCCACGACUUAUAGGACACGAGGAAGAGGCAGAACUAUACCUACAAGACCCAGAACGACUCAGGCGCCUGGUAACAGAACGGAAAGAACCCGAAGGCCAACGUACAAUCGAUCCAAAUCUAGAUUUACGACCACAACGGAGGAUUAUCACGACUCCUCUUACGAACCAACGAAGGCGAAGACGCCGGAGACCACGCAGAAAUAUAACGCGCUAGAACACAGAAGACCAACGUCUAGAACGCACAAGUAUAGGAAUCGAGAUAGAGCGAGUUCCCUGGCUACGGACCAAAGUAACAACGUUCAAGCUAACUACGAGAACUAUCCGCAGAGUGAUUCGCAAAGCAAUGCGUCCCCCGAUGCGUAUUCGUCGCCGAGCGGAUCCGCUUCUGGUCUCUAUCAGAAGGAAACCCCCUUGUCAGGGACGAGCAAUUACCCGGAGAACUAUCCUACCGCCACCACGCAGACCGAGAAUUAUCCGCCGUCGUUGCGCGAGAUCCAGCACAGCACGCCCGUGGUGUCCGACGAUUACUCCAGGCGGCAGAAUUACCCGCAAAACCGCCCUCAAGAAGCGCACUACCAACAGGACGCGACGUACAUUCAGAACGACGGCUUCCAACAGCCGGGACUCGAGAAAACUCCGGUAAACGGAUUCAAUUAUCAACUUGCAAACGAGAACGCACCAGAUCAAACGAUCCCCCAGAGAUCCAAGGAAUAUCCGCACUACCAGGAGGACGCAAACUACCAUCUGGCCACGACGGUGGACUCGCGAGUCACGCCCGGCGAGGAGAACCGGUAUUCCCCGAUUUACGAGGUCAACGUGCCGCAAGCUCAGCCGGAUUACAAUGCCGGCGGACAGAAUUCAUUCGACAAGAUCGAGAACGCCGCUAUAGAGACCGAUCCGAAUGCGUCGCCGAUUUUCGUUCCGCUUCAACAGAACAAGCAGGAAGAUUACGAAUUGCCCUCCUCGGAGCCGCUUAUCGAAAUGACCACGACUAGCACGACCACUCCGGCGCCCGUAAUAAUACGCCAGCGAGUUCGUGCUCGUCUAGGCGGUCGAUCUCAGCAGGACUCCGCGAUUCAAACGCGACCGCGCGGCUCUCAGGACGAGUACGUGCGUUUCAGCGCUGUGAACAACGAUUCCGGCCGCGGCGCCGGUCAACGGCACCGCGACGGAUCGAGGACGAGGACACGCGCGCGUCCGCAAAGUCACGGGUCGCAGGUGCAAACUGAGGGUAACGAGUACAUAAAGAUACACGCGGCUCAGCAGAGGCUGGCCGCCACCACCGUGCCGCCGACGACGACGACAACCACGACCGCUCGCACGGUCGAGGAGGAGGACGUCGAUUACGGAUUCAUAAGGCCGCCGAACUUCCGGCCGGUGCAGCCGGUGCAUCCGGUGGACACCAGAUUCCAAGCGCCCGUCACGUACAGACCCGCUUUGUCCGAGGUACGUUCCCGCGACAUGCACAUCUUCUCCAAUGACGAUACGGCGGUGGAGACGGGUCCAAGUCACACCUUGAAAAAUCGUCCGAGAUAUCAAACCUCGAACCGUCGACCGACUACAAAGACGUUCACGACAACGACGACGAGCACGACGACGGAAAGCGUGCCCGUUGCGACGACGAUGCCGGACGACGCCGCGUACAGUGUGAGACCGAAAACAAGGCCGGAUGAGUCGAGGUCGACGAGAGUACGAGGAAGAGUCCGGCGACCGGGGAAAAAGCGCAUCACGACGACUACGGAAUCCGGGCUCGAUGCAAACAACGAAUUGCCGCUGGACGAAAACUACCCCCGAGUAACACCGCAACAGCUACCGACGACGGCGAGUGGACAACAGCCUCUAUAUGACGACAAUUUCGACGUCCCGCCGCAAUUCGUGCCGAAUCAGAAUCGACCGACACAGUUUUACGAGGAGAAUAGCGAAAACUACCCGUCUCAGGAAUUUCUUCUAAACUUCGGCAAUCUGCCGGAGCAGGUGCCGCUACGCGAGGAAUACGAUCAGGCCCAGCUGGCUAGUGUCCCGUCGAAGAAGUACAGCCACUCGAGUCGCGGGGGCUCGAGCGCGCACUCCAACGCCGGUGACAUUUACGGCGCCGAGAGCCAGUGGUCCACGAAGCUGUCGAAAACGUCGUUCCAACCGAGCUUCGCCGAGAAUCACGUGCCCGACGAAGCGAAGAGCGGCCGGGGCAGAGCCGACGGCGAUCGGGAGAACGAAGACGCGCCCGAGAUUAUUACGGCCGGGCCAGAGGUGUCGUCGGUGACAAUGGUCGUCUCCUCGGACUAUCAGAAACAGCCGAGCGACCCCGACGACACGGACACUACGAUGGAUGGUUUCGGAUGGAGGACGAACGCGCAGGAUCACACGGAGGAGAUGAACGUCACGACGGCAGUGACGAAUUCGCCGACGACGGUGCUUCAGGCCCAGGCCGAUAAGGAAACGUUGCCAGAAUCGCGACCGAGCGGCAGCAACGAGAACCUCAGGGAGCAGAUGGACGACGGCGCCAGGGUGACGAAACCUGACUCUCCUAGCGGUAGAAAGACCCGAAGGAGGAAAGUCCGCGUGCGGGUGAGACCGCUCGUGAACAGCAGUAGGCCCGCGGCGGACGACUUCGUCACCGCCGAAUCUCAACACUACAAUUCUGCGGUGAACAGCCUGGUUCAAGAUCAAUACAAGUACAAUCCGAUUCGCGAGUCGAGGUUCACCACCGUUCGGCCGAUUGUGACGACCGUCACCGCAAGCACCGCGGCGGCCGCGGAGCCGACCAAGAAAUCGUUCCUCCAAGAUUUCCUGGAGGAGAUGCUGAAGAACGACGCGAUCUCGAUCCCGACUCGCGUCACCUCGGUCACCACCGAGCUGCCCGACGGGACGAUAUCGACACCCGUAACGACGCCGAUGACGACGCUGUAUGGUUUUUCCAACGACGGCGAAGUCACAACCUUGAAGGAGAACAACGCGGCGAUCGAUACGACGCUGAUGCCGAAAUUAACCGAGGUACGCGCCACGACGGCAAACGAAAAUUCAAGCGGAUCGAAAGACGAGGCGACAUCGCCCGAGGGAACAAUAUCUCGUUUGCCGCAGGAAGAAACUGAAGCGCAACAGGAAGCUAAGCCGGAGGAUUACUGGAAUAAGAAGGAGAACUCUCAGGAGGACAAGAGCGAGCAGAACGACUUGGAGAACGUCGAGGUGUUUAAUCAGAGAUACAAGCUGCCAUCGAAUUAUGACAAAUCGGGAAUCCCGAAGAAAGACGAGGACAGCACAACAAAACUGAGUGCCAUCGGUGCCAAGGAUAAAGAACACGUGAUGACGUUAAAGAGGCAGGAAAACAAUGAAGAAAACGAGGCGCAUCCGAAGAAUCACAAGACCCAGUGGAGCGAGGUGAAAUACCCGCUGACCUUCGAUAAGCCGCAAACUACAUCGAAUUCGUAUUCCACCACCCUUAUCCCCGGCAUAGUUACGCAAGACAAGGGCGACGGCAACGUGAAAACGCUCUCGGACUACGUGAAGGCCAUCUUCGACAGCAUGAAAAACGCCGAGGGCGAGGGCGAGGUGGAGAUCGCGAAAGUGAUCGAGGCUAAAAGUGCGACAGAUAAUUAUAACUUGAAUGAUACCGCUACGGCGCACGCGGCAGGCGCGAAGGAAAGUGAAGAGAUCGAUCGAAGUGCCGGCACGGCCGGCUCGCCGCAGGACAUUUCCGCGACUCGACGUGCUGAGGUUGAUGAGAACGGGACGAGGACGCAGGAAGCAACGACGAGGGAGAGCGCCACCGCUUUCGAAGCGACCACGCUGAUCCCGGACACGACCGCGACCACGUCGGCGAUACCGUCCGAGAGUACCCUAGGGGUAACAGAGCCCUCCACGACGACCACGAAGACGUCGAUCGGAGAAGCGAGCAAUGUGUUCAGAAUGAACUCCACGAUGUUGGGCAAGGUCCUGAGAACCUCGACCACCACGAAGGUGUCCCACAUGACAGAGAUUUGCUACAGGGGCCGAUGCGUGAUGACCAGGCCCAAGAUGGACGACGAAGUUAUGACGAGAUGAGGGAAAUUCGGCGAUUCGGGAUUGCGAGAUUAUCCUUAGCACCUUUCUGUCCGGUUACCAAAAAAAAAAAUCAACUGAUAAUGCGGCAACGAUAGAUACCCAAUAAAGAAUUCUCCGAGAUUUCUUUAUUAAGUGUCUGCCAUUGCUGAGAAAAAAAUCAACUAAAAAUAUCGGGUAACUUAGCAAUAUAUUUAUAUCAAUAUUUUAUAUAUGCUUAUGUUACGUAAUUUUUAAUGGAAAAGUUUCCAAAGCUAUUACACAACUAGUGAUAAGAAGUAAUUGAAGCAGGACAGAAAAGUGUUAAACCCCCUUUUGCACUUUUUGCAUAAUUUCUAUUUAUUGAUAGAGGUAUAUCGUGCUAACGAAUCGAAUCUCCAAAAGGUCAUGUUCGUCAAUAUCCGAAACUACAAUUAUGUUUCCAUAUAUUCCCAGAUUAAACCCUCUCUUUGUACUCGGAAUUCUCUUAAUUACAUAUCAAUUCAUAAACAAAAGGUUAUUAUAUUUCACAUCACAAAAAUUAAUUAAUGUUGGACCUAAAAUGUCAGCCGAAAUUACGGCGUAGGAGCAGAAUUAGUGAAUAAUCGCCAGGCUCGCACAUAAACAUGUAAGGAAUGAUCAAUAUUCCGUCCAAACACUUUCAUUUAGAGAAGAUAUUUUGUCGCUGGGAGAUACGGUAUCGCUCAAGAUGUCGCGGCAAAUUACGUAUGUUGGAGGGUUAAAAGCAAAAUACCAACGUGAUAUCAACCGUGAAAAGGGACAUCCCUUCUGGAAAGGAAAUUCUAUGCCGACGGCAAAAUCGAUCGUUCGUCGCGACGCGUACUCAUAAAAAGGGCGCCGAGCUUGUGGCGGUGUCUCCUUCCAGCGAGAUCGAAGUGAGAUCGAAGCGUAAGCUCGACUUGCGCGACUAACGUGUUAAGUCUAUUUAAUUUAACUACAUACCGGUGUAGUAUACGUGUAAGUUAAGCGUGUAAGUAUUUUAAUAAAGACGCGAAAACGUAAAAAAAAAUAAAAA
Monomorium pharaonis (pharaoh ant) is the source of this 7810-nucleotide messenger RNA. RefSeq names its product mucin-12. The coding region runs from base 1 to 6798 and encodes 2265 amino acids. The transcript is spliced from 10 exons. The record is from RefSeq and is a predicted model, not a curated record. Lineage: Eukaryota; Metazoa; Arthropoda; Insecta; Hymenoptera; Formicidae.